AUUAUCAUUAUCAUUAUUAUUAUCGCUAUUAUUAAUUCACUAUUCCUCUCCUCAUUCCUCUCCUCAUUUGCUCCCCAUCCCCCCUCCCUCCCCCCAAAAUAACGGCCAACCGCCUCAACAUCCGGGUACCGGCGGGGAGCUCUUCCUGUCUCCUGGAGCCUCUAGAGGGGAGGCAGAGGAAGGAAGGAAGGAAGGAGGGUUGGUUGGGGGCAAAGGAAAAGGGGUCCCCCCUCUAGACUGGGAGAAAGACGGGGUGUGUAUCUAUACCUCUAUCUCUACAAUAUUGCAUAUAUUGUGUGUGUUAUCCAGACUAUUUUUUUUUAAAAAAACGGCCUUUUGUUGCCAGCCCCCCCCCCAAAUAUUCCUCCACUAUGGAGUCCAAGACCCCCCUCUGACAGCUGGGGGCCCAGCCCCCCCCACCUCCUUCCCCUCUCCAAAAGUAAGAAAUUGGAUCCUGCAACGAUGACCUCUGCUGGGCCGCUAACUCUCAGCUAGUGCCGUGAUCUUGAAGCUUGUGGCCGCCUGUGGAAGCUACCAAGAAUUUUGGGUUAUAUCUUGCUGGAAGAUUCGAGUUGGCACUAGUUUGCUUACAGGAACGUUGUGCUGGAGCUGACGGAAACAUGGAGUUUGCUGAGCUCAUCAAGACGCCACGGGCUGACAACGUGGUCCUUCACCGCCCCUUCUACCCGGCAGUGGAGGGGACGCUGUGCUUGACAGGGCACCACCUCAUCUUCUCUUCACGGCGGCAAGACAAUGUUGAAGAACUGUGGCUUCUGCAUUCCAACAUUGAUUCCAUUGAAAAACGUUUUGUUGGCACCAUCGGCACCAUCAUCAUCAAAUGCAAAGACCUGCGGAUUAUCCAGCUUGACAUCCCCGGCAUGGAGGAGUCUUUGAACAUAGCUGGCUCCAUUGAGGCACUGUCCACCUUGGAUUCCAUCACCCUGAUGUAUCCUUUCUUUUACCGGCCCAUGUUUGAAGUCAUCGAGGAUGGCUGGCACUCCUUCUUGCCGGAACGGGAAUUUGAGCUUCUCAGUUCAGUUACAAACGAAUGGCGGUUGAGCUACAUCAACAAAGAUUUCUCCGUCUGCCCCUCUUACCCGCCCAUCGUCACUGUCCCCAAAUCGAUUGACGACGAAUCCCUCUGGAAAGUUUCCACCUUCCGCCACGGUGGGCGCUUCCCGGUCCUCAGCUAUUACCACAAGAAAAAUGGGAUGGUGAUGAUGCGCAGCAGCCAGCCACUCACGGGUACCAACGGGAGGCGCUGCAAGGAGGAUGAGAAGCUGAUAAACGCCACACUGAGAGCUGGCAAGCGGGGCUACAUCAUUGACACGCGCUCCCUGAACGUCGCUCAGCAAGCCCGGGCCAAAGGGGGAGGCUUUGAGCAGGAAGCCCACUAUCCCCAAUGGCGAAGGAUCCACAAGUCCAUUGAGAGGUACAACAUUCUGCAAGAGAGCCUCAUCAAGCUUGUGGAGGCCUGCAAUGACCAGUCGCAUAACAUGGACCGCUGGCUGAGCAAACUGGAGGCUUCCAACUGGCUGACUCACAUCAAGGAGAUCCUGACCACUGCCUGCUUGGCUGCUCAGUGCAUCGACAGGGAGGGAGCAUCUGUCCUGGUUCAUGGGACUGAAGGCACAGAUUCGACACUACAGGUGACCUCGCUGGCUCAGAUCAUCCUAGAUCCCAGAUGCAGGACCAUCCGCGGUUUUGAAGCUCUGGUUGAGAGGGAGUGGCUGCAGGCCGGCCACCCAUUCCAGCAGCGCUGUGCCCAGUCCGCCUACUCCAACAGCAAGCAGAAGUGGGAGGCCCCCGUCUUCCUUCUCUUCCUGGACUGCGUCUGGCAGAUCCUCCGCCAGUUCCCUUGCUCCUUCGAGUUCAACUACCACUUCCUGAUCAUGCUCUUCGAGCAUUCCUACGCUUCCCAGUUUGGCACUUUCUUGGGCAACAAUGAAAACGAAAGGUGUAAGCUCAAGCUGCCCCAGAAGACGAUGUCCCUGUGGUCCUGGGUGAAUCGGCCGGAAGAGCUCAACAGAUUCAAGAACCCCCUCUUUGAGGCCAACAGCCUGGUCAUCUGGCCUUCUGUGGCACCACAGAGCCUGCAGCUCUGGGAAGGUGUCUUCCUCCGCUGGAACCGGUCGUCCAAAUUCCUGGAUGAAUCCUACGAAGAAAUGAUCAACAUCAUCAAGUACAAUAAGGAGCUGCAGGUGAAAGUCAACCUACUGAGGCGGCAGCUGGCUGAGCUGGAGACGGACGACACCACGCAGGAAGACGGGGUGCCGGAGAGCCCCUGAGGCUGCGCCGGGCUCCCUGCCACGGGCCAGAUUGUCCCCCUUUCUCUGUCGGGCAAGUCGCCCCCACACACUAUAAAGCACUAAACCCUCCAAGACUUGCAUGCGCUCGAGCUCCUUUCUGGUGCAGUCGAGUCGAACAUUCCUCCCCACCCCCUCCGUUGUCUUUAUUUUAUUUUAUUUUUGCAUCUCAGUUCCUCACUUGACACUAUUUUCUCUCACACACACCCUUCUGUUUGGAAUGGCGUCGUUUUUGUUUACAGGAGCAGACUCUUGAUUUAAUUCAGCUGACUGUCCUCUCCCGGCAGCUCUUUCUGCCUCUAAUAAAUGGUGUGUACAAUUCCAGUGCCAGUGCUAGCCGCUCCCGAACCUCAUUCCCCAUGUGGCAUUCAGCAGGGGGUGCCUUUUGGUCUUUUGACUUGAGAGAGGUUUCAUUCAUUCAGGACUUGGCGAUCUUUGCACGGCCUGAGAAAGGCUGUCGAUGACAUGUCUAUCCUGCUUCUCCCAAACGCAUGGGUUUUGAUUUUUUAUUUUGUUCCUGGGUUAGACAACGUGCUUCAGCUUAAUCCCAAAUCCAAACAGCAUCUUUCCGUGCUUGUCAUUGAGGCACGCAGACAGUAAAUGUGGAGAGGAUCCCUCCCAAAAGGCAGGGAAUCAUUUUCCCCACUUUCCUUGGGUGCCUCCUUGCUAGACUACACCAUCCUGGCAUCUUAGUUUGGAUAGCUGAAUGAGCGCAAGAUAAAGUGUAUGGUACAGCUCUUUAAGGACCGUACCACUUCACGCUAUGUAUGUGUGGGGGGGUGUUGUUGGAAGGUUGCCCAUUGUGUUUGCGGGAAAGUUUGUUCUUAAGCCCUGCAUGUGGAAAGUGAGAAUGGCUUGCCAGCUUUGCAUAAGCGCAUGAGUGGAGAAGACCAAAAACCCACCUAGUCCAGCAUCCCAUUUUCUCACAGCCUGAUGCCUCUGGGAAGCCCCCAUGUAGGAGGUGAGGCCAACGGCCCUUCCUGCUGUUCUCCCAAAGCGAGUGCCAUUCAGAAUCCUGCUUGCUGGCUUCCAUGGGCACCUGGGUGGCCACUGAGAACAGGAUGCGGGACUAGAUGGGCCUUUGGCCUGGUCCAGCAGGCUCUUACAUUCUUACAGGAUAGGUACUAAGCAAAUCAUUCCUCGAGUGCAUCUUUGGAUUUCAGCUUACAUUGCAGAACUCCCCUGCAUGCCCCCUGAAUCUUUCCUAGGGGUUUCCCCAAGCCUUGGGAUCCGAUUUAGGGAGGGCUCGGGGAGGGCAAGCAGGAAAUCUUUCUCCGAAGGGACAGGGCAGCUGAACAACCCCCAGAAAAUGUUUCUGCUGCGGAGGUAACAUCCAAACUGAUGGUCCUCUCCCUUGCUCCCAGGAGCGGCACAUUAUUGGGAGGGUUGUACUCUGUGCUGACCUACCUGCCUCAAACCAGCCUUCACCAACCUGGGGCCCUCCGGAUGUUUUGGACUCCCAUCAUACCCCCAAGGAAUUGUAGUUCUGGAGGGCACACCGGGUUUGUGAAUGCUGGUGAGGAUCUCAGCUCUGAGGAUCAGCAGGUGUCCCAUUUAGGAAGAAGCAUGCCGAUACCAUGGCUCCAUAAUCUCCCGAACUUGAGUGUUGCAUAUGUUAUUGAAUAGGCAGGAAGAAAAUGGAGGUUAAGCCGUGAUGGCAGGUGUGCUUUGCAAAGCCUUAUCCUAACGCCAUGAAAUCUUAAGACUUGCUCUGUGGGCGAUGAAACCCAUGGUUUUAAAGCUUCCAAGUGGAGUAACGGAAUUCCAGCCCACCAUACUGAACAGGGCAGCCCCUGUGUUUGCUGUCUGGGAUAGAUUCCAAAUACGAUAGAUUCCGAAUAUAUGCUAGGCUUGCCGUUCCCAGCUGGCCGUCUGUAUUCAGCUUAGCUCGCAAGUGCAGUAGGUUUGGUGUGGGUUGAGCUCUCUUCUCUGAUCCUGUGGAUCUAAGGCCUGCUCAUAAAACAGGAUCUCCAGAUAAGCAUCUCCUCUGCUGUGUGUGUCUUUGCACCUGCUCAUCCUUUGGCAAUGGGUGACUAACGCUUGGUGUGGCGGCUGCCAUCGCGUCUUAUUGUGGAACCUCGAGUGAGUCAAAGCCUUUUGGAGAACAUUGCUGUGCUUUUUGUCUGUGCGAUUUGAAUAUAUAUAUAUAUAUAUAUAUAUUAUAGCUCCUCCUGUGGCUUAAAAUCUUUGCCACCCUUUUUGGGUGGCUGUGGCCUAGAUGUUUUUUUCUGGCUGCCAUCUAUACAGCUGUUUUCCCUCAUAGUAUUGAAAUUCUUUCACAGAGAACUCACAGCCUACUUUCACUCCACUUCCUGCAGACUCCCUAUGUCUUAACCCUCUCCUCCUCAUCUGAAGCAGUGUGAAAUUCCUCAGGAUCAUUGCCUCCUCUUGCAAUGGGUCCCAGCCAAACUGACAGCUCUCGCUUCCCUCACAGAACCAGGACACCAAAGGUUUGCUGGGCAGCUGAACAUGUCGCCGUAUCAGCUCGGCCAAUUGCUGUCAGGGCUUCCCUCCCACCCCAACAGAUGCAAAAGAUGAUUGGAUCUAACACAAGGCACUUUGGCGAAACCAGUGGUUUAUUGCAAACCAAUAUUUUUAUGGUGCUGAAAUACAGGUUCUGCUGUCACUCAGGUUGGCAAAAUGCUUCCUGGAGAGGUUACAGCUUGUUCCUCUUUAGAACUUGCUGCUGCCCUUUUGGGGUUAUUCUAAAUCUGAAAUAGGCAAUCGACGGUUGUACCUGACUUGCAUAUCUCCCCCUUUCUGUCUCUUUUUGGGGGAAGGGAGAGAAGGAAUCCCUGCACGUAGGGAGUGUUCUUCAGGGACAGUGUCAUUCUCAUUCCCAAUAGCACACAUCUCUGCCCUUUUGGAGAGAGCAAGCACAUCCUGGGCUAACUAGCUACAGCCCCUGUCAGUGUUUGCAAUGAAGACUCCAUCCCAGGUCUUUUGGCAUGGACAGAGCACUGGGCGGAGAGGCAGGGAUUUCUCCUAUUUGGGUUGGUGCCAAGAGAAGGCAGUCCUACCUUCCCCAACCCACAGGGGGAGCUUAGAGCUGCUGGGCACCCUCCAAGUCUUUGCCAAGUAGGUCUGUGCACACCUUCCCUUGGCUUUGCAUCACAUUGCAGUGUAAAAGGGACAGAGCUGGUUGAAAAUGCGCCGUUUUAGUGGCUUGCUUCCUCCUCUGCGUUUCCAGGGGAAAGAGUAAAAUCUCAGGGUAAAAGGAUGCUCAGUUUGAGUACAUUUGCUGUUAGGGUCAGGGAUGAAGGGAGCUGUAGCCUAACAACCUUUGGAAGGCCAUAGGCUCCUUGCCCCUGCCCUAGAUGCAUCCUAGCUCUGUCCCCACUCAGAUUCAGCCCUGAUCUAUGGGGCAUCAUCCUUAUGCUCCCAGUCCCUUAGGUUUGGGGCAAUAAACUGGAGGGGAAUUGGAAGCCAGUAUAGACACAGUUCAGUUUCUGCAGGUCUAAGAAAGAUCAAACCUAAUUCCAGAACUGGUUUCAGUUUCAGUCCCUUCUCAAAUUUGCCUGGUUUUGAAAUAGUUAUUCCUUCUUCCCCUUCUUCUUCCUCCUCCUCCUCCUCUUCUUCUUCUUCGUGCUUACACUUAAAGGAUUUUUUAAAAGCUCAUUCAUAAUCCUUGAAGGCUGGCACUGUAUAGUUCUUAAUCUCGAUUGCACUGUUUGAAAACAGCUAAUCUUUUGGUGCUUUUAAUUUUUUUAAGUAUCUGGUUAAAGGGAGUUGUACAUACAGUCUGUAUUAUUAUUAUUAUUAUUAUUAUUAUUAUUAUUAUUAUUAUUUCUUCAUGUUGUUUGCUUGGUUUUGAAACUGGUGAAUGUUGCCAGCCGAAGCAUUAAUCAUGUUGAUUCCAGUUGUUAGAGACCCAUGUGAGUUUCAUUGGGGCAAAGGAUCUUGGGAUUGCCUGGGACUCCCCUGAAGGCAUCUUUUCCAAGUGCGUUUCUACACUACAAAGAAUUCUGGGAAUUGUAGUCCUGGGAGAUUGUUGGGAAUUCUUCCAGAUGUAUUCUAAAAAGCCUUCACAGAAUCACAAUUCCUAAUGAUUGGACCUGUCAUAAAUCCCCUCUCCCAUUUUUAUUUUUCUGUAUGUAUACAUAGGUGUUGGUUAAAAAUUGGUGUGAGGACACCAAAAUCUGCUUGGCUAAUUGUUUUUGGAAGUGAUUUCCCCCCACUCAUCUAAAACAGUGAAGCUGCAUUUUCUUUCUUUUUUUGAUGCUGUUGCAACAGGUGACAUGAAAUUAUGCUACUGAUAUUUUUUUCUCUCAAGUUCACUACUGUACAAAGAAUGAUAUUCAGCUAUGUUUGCUCAGAGUAGGCCCACUGAAAUGAAUGAACACGGCCAAGUUAAGGCCAUUAAUUUCAAUAGGUCUACUCUUGAGUAAAGCUUAGCUGAAUACCACCCCAAAUCUUCAACCUAUUUCUGCUGGAUGCAAAUGAGUUAUGGGCUCAGUGAGUUUUACUGUGAAAACAGAGAACAGCUAUUUUUGAGUAGUCGAAUUCCUAACUGUCUAGCUGUACAUCUCCCUCCUUGAAUGCUUGCAUCUGAAGAAAUUGGUGGGAUUGCUUUGAUUGAUAGGUGUCAGAUUCUCGUCACGUUGCAGAUGUGUUCCUGUUCCGAUUUUCACUUUGUCGAGUCCCCCUCUUUAAAUGUUUUGAAGUUAUGGCUUCAUCCUUGCAUUCAAAAUGACUCUGCUACCUUGAUUUUUGAAAUUAGCACACGUUUAGGAAACAACUCGUUCCCUUGUUGGAUCAAUCCAUAUUCAUCUACCACGUGGCUCUCUGAACCUCUGCUGUUCCACAGUAAGAGGCCCGGGUAGCUGCUUACUUUUCAAGUGCUUGGCAUUGUGAUGGGCCCUUGCAGGACAUAUAAUCCUCCACCAUAAUUAAUGUGCUUAGCAGAAAUGCUCAAGAGCUUUAAAUUUGGCCCACAUUGAGGUUAUGCAAAUUCCCAGACCUGAAUGUUGAUGGAAAACUCACCAAAUGUACUUUGCCAGAGGAAGGUCAGGAUAGCAGAGGGGGAAGGCAAGGUCUCACAUUGGGUUCCUGGGACCAGGGAAGAAGGAAAGACAUUGGGCAAUGAUGGACCCAAGCGCUUCUUUCACUUGUGUCCAUGUUUCCAUCCAUCCCCAGCAGGGGAUGCCUCCUGACGGCUUUUCCCGGGGCUUCCCAAACUCCUGGUGCCAGUCCUUCUCUUAAAUUUGGGCGCUUGUUCAUCCUUCAAAACGCAAUGCCUUUAAAGUAAUCCUACUCGCCAGAGCAUGAGCCAGCUGGAAACCUAUAGCCACCCCUGCUAUCCAUACCUCCAGCCAAUAUUCUCCCAUAUCUUAAUUAUUCUGUGGUUGAGAAAGGUAGAAUGUAGGAAGCCAUGGUCAACCUUCCAAAGGGAAACACUUUUGUUGUAGAUUGUUUGCAUCGAACACUGAGCAUUUCUGAUUGUACCCAAGCUUUACUGUUUCCCGUGGGGCUUGGGGGUGCCACACAGAUAUAGUGACCUUGCCUUUCAGUGGCACAUAGGACACCCCACCCAGCCCCACAAGCGUGUGCACAGUUUGCAAAAAAUGACUUGAUUUUGCACGUUGGGAGUUGAAUGCAGUAGUGGGGAGGGCUGCAGUUUGAUUGUAUUUGGGACUGAGCAUUUUCUUGAAUGUGGCAAUCUUGUUUUCAAGUGCACUACUGUCUAUUGUCUCCUCCAUCUCUGAUAUUUAAUAGCAUAUUGGCGCCUUGAUGCUUUCUUGAGCUUUGCAAAAGAAAAAGAAAAAGCAGUGCUUUUCUUUAUAAAGCAGGAAAACUCCAGUAUAUUAGCAGAUCUUUGUGCAGCGGAGUAGAACCAUUGUAGCCUACUGUACCACACCGUGUCUGUAAACUAUUUACAAACGAAGUUGUAACUGCAUCUCAGUCCUAAAUGUGGACCUUCUGCUGCUUCCAAGUUUUCAUUUUUCAAGCAAACCAAACCUGGGAGGAAUCGUGCGCUCUCAUGCUGGAGAAUGUCAUUUUCUGUACAGAAUCUGAAAACGCUGUUACACGGCCUUUUGUCAGAGAGGGGAAUAAAUUUUAAAGAGAGAGUGUGGAAGGGGUUGAAGUUUAUUUGUCUGUUUUAGGAAAGCUGCAGUGGAAAAAUAGCUAUCAACUUUGCUUUUAGAUUUGUGGGUGUAGCGUAAAUGAUCUCAAUUAAAAUAUUUAAAGACUU
Zootoca vivipara (common lizard) is the source of this 8499-nucleotide messenger RNA. It is a transcript of the gene MTMR9, whose product is annotated as myotubularin related protein 9. The record is from RefSeq and is a predicted model, not a curated record. Gene Ontology annotation, cellular component: cytoplasm. Lineage: Eukaryota; Metazoa; Chordata; Lepidosauria; Squamata; Lacertidae. Gene Ontology annotation, biological process: negative regulation of autophagy; phosphatidylinositol dephosphorylation. Gene Ontology annotation, molecular function: protein phosphatase binding.